CCUGGAUGACUCGUUCCAUUGAAGCUGAUGUGGUUUAACUUGUGAGCUGCUGUAAUAUUUAUUCAGCCCUCUUGCUAUUAUCUGGGCCCCUGACAAGUGAUUUUUUUUUUAGAUGAAGGUGUAUUUUAAAUUACGUGCAAGGGAGGGGGGGGGUGGUCUCCUUUGUUCUGGAGGGGCUUGGUCCUCCUGGAUGUCCCUGCCAUUUUAAGAUGGGGGUGCAAAGUGUGAACAAGGGGGUUGACAUUGGAGCCUGGCGAUGGGUGUAGAGGAGGGAGCAGGACAGGGGGAUGCAGUCAGUCUUGUACCACAGCUCCGCGGAGGAACAUCACUGAUGACCACUGUCACAACCAGGGAUGUGUGUCUAUGUGUGUGUGUGUGCGUGUGUGUGUGUGUGUGUGUGUGUGUGUGUGUGUGUGACUCCCUCAGCCACUUCUGACUGACUUCAAGACACCCAGCACAGGAUCCUCAAGGCUGUAAGAAGGACAAGAAGAAGUGUGUCUCUACCCAACGGAGCCGCGAUCAGGGAUAAAUACACACGCCUGGGUUCCAAUACAACACCAAACACACACGCAUGUUGUGUCACAUGUGUGUUGCAGCAGCCGACUGCGGACAUCGCAGGGAAUCACAUUUUCACGCGCUCACUUUUUCCGCCGAAGCGCACGUUGAAUCCAAGAGAAGAUGCGAGUCCUGCUGCUAAUUUUCGUCUCCCGCGUUCGCGUUUUUUUAGCCCACAAUAAGUGAGGAAGGAUGAAAUGACACUUGUUAUGAAGGAUUAUGGUCACCGCUUUCCGUCACCGGCUCACGACACGGUUUCACUCGCAGUGAUAUCAGAUGAUCCCGGGCUUUUUGAAAAGGAACAAGAAAGCGAUGCGGACUUUCUAGAACUUGUGUUUCGACGCAGUCGCCCGGUUAUUCCAGCUUCCACACACAGCGGUCUGCGCGCCGCGCUUUUCCCCGACGUCGUGCGGCGUCGCUUGUUCGCUUCGCCUCUUUCGCCUCUCGCUGCAUCCCCUCGCGAGCUGCGAACAAAGUGUCCUUUCCGGCAGCGCGCUGUCACUCGUCGUCCCCCGCGGAAUUGAUGAGGAGAACAUUUCGCGAGAAAGCAGACGAUUCGACUGCGAUCGCGCGACUUCGACAUGGUCCCGUCCAGACUGAGCUCUCUGCUCGCGCACUUCUUCGUACUUUGCGCCUACGUGCAGGUAACCGUUCAAUCCUCACCAAAUUUUACGCAGCAUGUGAGUGAGCAAAGCAGGGUGACGGACCGGGUGAGUCGCCGCCUCAUCCGCACCUACCAGCUUUACAGCCGGACGAGCGGCAAGCACGUGCAGGUCCUGGGGGACAGGAACAUCAACGCCAUGGCCGAGGACGGGGACGCGCACGCCAAACUCAUAGUGGAGACGGACACGUUUGGAAGUCGGGUUCGUAUUAAAGGAGCCGAAACUGGAUACUACAUCUGCAUGAAUAAACGAGGGAAACUGAUUGGCAAGACGAACGGCCAGGGGAAAGACUGUGUCUUCACAGAAAUAGUUUUGGAGAACAACUACACAGCACUGCAGAAUGCCAAAUAUGAAGGAUGGUACAUGGCCUUCACGCGGAAGGGCCGGCCCAGAAAGGGUUCCAAGACACGUCAGCACCAGCGAGAGGUUCACUUCAUGAAGCGACCGCCCAAGGGGCACCACUUGCCCGAGCAUCGACCAUUUGACUUCAUCAACUACCCCUUCAACAGAAGGACUAAACGCACCCAUCGCUCGGGCCGACAGUGAACAAGUGUUAUGGUGGAUGAAAACGGGACCACAGCUAAAAAAAAAAACAGUGGUCUU
Molecule: messenger RNA, 1820 nt
Organism: Scleropages formosus (Asian bonytongue)
Lineage: Eukaryota; Metazoa; Chordata; Actinopteri; Osteoglossiformes; Osteoglossidae
Product: fibroblast growth factor 8
Exons: 5
Coding region: 1137-1763 (208 amino acids)
Molecular function (GO): growth factor activity
Source: RefSeq, a predicted model, not a curated record